AUGGACCGACUAGAGUCAUUAACGAACGCUGUCUCGCAGAUCACACUGUACGACAUCAAGUCUAUGUACAAUCAGGCAAAAAAUGUCGUCCUCAACGUUACGGAAAUGGAGGCUAAAGUGCGGGAGGCUACCAAUGAUGACCCUUGGGGAGCAAGCUCGACAUUAAUGCAAGAUAUAGCGCAAGGGACCUUCAAUUUCCAACAAUUCAACGAAAUCAUGCCUUGCAUAUACGCCCGGUUUAUGGAGAAGGAGGCACGGCAAUGGCGACAGAUCUACAAAGCUCUUCAACUCCUUGAAUACAUCAUCAAGCAUGGAAGUGAACGCGUUGUUGAUGACGCUAGAUCCCAUAUCUCUACCAUCAAGAUGCUAAGAAAUUUCCAUUACAUUGACGAGAAGGGGAAGGACGAGGGGAUUAAUGUUCGCAAUCGUGCCAAGGAACUCGUUGAGCUCUUGUCGGACGUAGAGAAAAUACGCACGGAACGACGAAAGGCGAAGGCCAACAAACAUAAGUAUACUGGCACUGGCAAUGACGGCUUUGGGGGCGGAGGAAUGAGUUUCUCUAGUGGUGGCAGUCGCUACGGUGGGUUUGGAAGUGAGACAAUGGGAUAUGGUGGCAGCGGUGGCAGCGGUGAUCGUGACUACGGCUCCUAUGGAGGUUCCAGUAGCAGUGGUGGAUUCAGAGACGACACACGUAGGGGUGGGUUCGAAGAAUACAACGCUGGUGAUGACGAAGAGGUGAACCCACGCGCCUCUACGUCUAUACGGACCCCUACGCGCUCGUCGACUGCAUCCUCUGUCACCGCGAAGGCGAAGGCACCUGCACCCGCGCCCGUUCAAGAAGUUGAUCUACUUGGCGGGUUUGGAGAUGACGAUGCGUUUGCUACUCCUGCUCCUGGUUUUUCCGUAGACAAGGCGCUCCCCGCUGUCGCGGCCCCUGCAGCUCAAGCUGCACACGUUAGUCUUGAUGAUGACGAUUUUGCAGAUUUCCAAGCUGCUCCUGUGUCUCCAACGGCCGCAACUAUGAGCACAACACCCGCACCGGCGAUGACUGCCAAACCUAACCUAAUGCAGAUGUUGGGUCAGACCGCCACUCGCCCCGCUAUCGCAUCUUCGCAGCCAACUAUACCAAUGCAGCCGGCGUUCAAUGGGAUGGGGAUGGGGAUGGGUGGCAUGGCCGCGGGCUCGGGUCACCGACAGAAUCUCUCCGGGUCCUUCAGUCCCGCAGCCCAAACUACAGCACCAAAUUACUUUGGCGGUGCUCCUAUAAAGCCUUCUACAACACCUGCCAUGACGCCUGUCGCAAUGAAUCCAUCUCGACCAGGAGUUACCUCUGCAGCAAUGACGCCCACCUCGACCUCUUCAAGUAAGGGUGGAGCCAACUUUGACGAUCUGUGGUCGAUGUCCCUCGGAUCGUCAGCGAAGCCCGCCACUAGUACUGCGUCGCAGAGCAAGUCGAUCAAGGAUUUGGAGAAGGAAAAGGCUAUGGCUGGGUUGUGGGGAGCUGGUGGAAAGCCUCCUGCUAUGGGGGGUUCCUCUGCAUUCGGUAACUUUGGCAGUGCUACGGGCGGGUCGGGUGCUGCUAACAACGGCGACGAUGACCUGCUGCUGUAA
This is a messenger RNA of Pleurotus ostreatus (oyster mushroom), 1611 nucleotides long. It is a transcript of the gene ENT3, whose product is annotated as Epsin-3, clathrin recruitment and traffic between the Golgi and endosome. Bases 1 to 1611 code for a protein of 536 amino acids. NCBI's taxonomy places the organism in Eukaryota, Fungi, Basidiomycota, Agaricomycetes, Agaricales, Pleurotaceae. Gene Ontology annotation, molecular function: phospholipid binding; clathrin binding. The transcript has 9 exons. Gene Ontology annotation, biological process: endocytosis; Golgi to endosome transport. Gene Ontology annotation, cellular component: endosome; plasma membrane; clathrin vesicle coat. The record is from RefSeq and is a predicted model, not a curated record.